AUGUCGGCUGAGCAGCUCAAGGCCGAGGCCAACAAGGCCUUUGCCGCCAAGGACUAUGACAACGCCAUCAAGCUCUACUCGGACGCCAUCGAGCUUGACCCCACCAACCACGUCCUCUUCUCCAACCGUUCCGCGGCCAAGACGGGUGCCAAGGACUACCAGGGUGCUCUCGAGGACGCUGAGAAGACCAUUGAGAUCACCCCUUCCUUUGUCAAGGGCUACGCUCGCAAGGGCGCUGCCCUCCACGGCCUCCGCGACUUCCCCGACGCCGUCAUGGCCUACGAGGCUGGUCUGCAGGUUGACCCCAACAGCGACAUCCUCAAGAAGGGUCUCGCCGAGGUCAAGAACGCCAUGGACUCGGACAUGGGUCCCGGCGGCGACAUGGGUCUCGGCCAGAUGUUCAACGACCCCAACCUCGUCUCCAAGCUUGAGAACCACCCCAAGACGGCCGAGAUGAUGAAGGAGGGUCCCUUCCGUGCGCGCAUUGCCCAGCUCCAGGCUAGCGGCGGCAAGGGUGUCGACAUGGCCCAGCUCUUUGGCGACCCCCGCAUGCUCUCGGUUCUUGGUGUCCUCAUGGGUGUCGACAUUGACGCCAUGGCCCGUCCCGAGGGCUCGAACGAGAUGCCUCCCGGUAUGCAGGCUUCGUCGUCGUCGUUUGAGCCUCAGCCUACACCCGCUGCUGCUGCCCCCAAGGCCGCUCCCAAGGCCCCUGCUGCCGCCGCGCAGGCGCCCAAGGACGAGCCCAUGGAGGUUGAGGAGGACGACAGCGCCAAGGCCAAGAAGGAGGCCGACGCCAUCAAGGCCCAGGGUAACACUGCCUACAAGGCUCGCCAGUUUGACGAGGCCAUUGGUUUCUACGAGAAGGCUUGGGAGACCUACCCCAAGGACGUGACCUACCUCGUCAACCUGUCUGCCGUCUACUUUGAGAAGGCCGACUACCAGAAGUGUAUCGAGGUGGCCACCAAGGCUGUCGACGAGUCGCUCGAGCUCCGCGCCGACUACAAGACCGUCGCCAAGGCCUAUGGCCGUAUCGGUAACGCCUACCUCAAGCUCGCUGACCUGGACAAUGCCAUCAAGUUUUACUCCAAGUCGCUCACCGAGCACCGUACCCCUGAGAUCCUCACCAAGCUCCGUGAGACCGAAAAGGCCAAGGUCGUUGCCGACCGCGAGGCCUACAUUGACCCCGCCAAGGCCGAGGCCGCUCGCGAGGAGGGCAACACUGCCUUCAAGGCCGGCAACUGGCCCGAGGCCGUCAAGCACUACUCGGAGGCUGUCAAGCGCCUGCCCAACGACCCCCGCGGCUACAACAACCGUUCGGCAGCGUACACCAAGCUCAUGGCUCUCCCCGAGGCGCUCAAGGACGCCGACGAGGCCAUCAAGCAGGACCCUACCUUUAUCAAGGCAUACAUCCGCAAGGCCCUCGUCCAGCAGGCCAUGAAGGAGCUCACCCCGGCCCUCGAGACCCUCCAGAAGGCCAUGGACAAGGACACUGAGAAGAAGCACGCCCGCGAGAUCGAGACCAACAUGAACAAGAUUCUCAUGGAGCUCCAGACCCAGCGCUCGACCGAGACCGACGAGGAGACCUACAACCGCGCCAUGCGGGAUCCCGAGGUCGCCGAGAUCAUGAACGACCCCGUCAUGCGCCAGAUCCUCUCGGACGCCCAGCAGAACCCCCAGGCUCUCCAGGACCACAUGAAGAACCCCAUGAUCGGCCAGAAGAUCCAGAAGCUCAUCAACUCGGGCAUUAUCCGCACCGGCCGCUAA
Molecule: messenger RNA, 1764 nt
Organism: Apiotrichum porosum
Lineage: Eukaryota; Fungi; Basidiomycota; Tremellomycetes; Trichosporonales; Trichosporonaceae
Gene: STI1
Product: Hsp90 cochaperone
Exons: 2
Coding region: 1-1764 (587 amino acids)
Molecular function (GO): Hsp90 protein binding
Source: RefSeq, a predicted model, not a curated record